Molecule: messenger RNA, 1050 nt
Organism: Striga asiatica
Lineage: Eukaryota; Viridiplantae; Streptophyta; Magnoliopsida; Lamiales; Orobanchaceae
Source: the annotation of a GenBank genome assembly
AUGCGCUGUAAGUGGUGUGCAUUGCAGAAAUCAGUUGACUUCUUGUGGUUAAAAUUUCAGGACGCGAGCAGUAUGUACACUAAAAUAGUGGAGGUUCAACCUCGCGAACUUAAGUUCUUAUUUGAAGUGAAGAAACAGAGUUCAUGUGCAGUGCAACUUGCCAAUGUCACUGACCAAUAUGUAGCUUUCAAGGUUAAGACUACAUCUCCAAAGAAGUACUGCGUGAGACCUAAUGCCGGUAUAAUAAAGCCAAAAUCAACAUGUGAUUUCAUAGUUACCAUGCAAGCCCAGAAUUCAGCUCCCCAUGAGAUGCAAUGCAAAGAUAAAUUCUUGAUUCAGAGCACUGUGGUACCGUUUGGAACAACAGAAGAUGACAUUGUACCUGACAUGUUCGUAAAAGAGUGUGAAAAAUAUAUUGAAGAGGUCAAGCUCGGAGUUAGUCUUAGUAUUGCACCCGAUUAUCCAGAAAAGCCACUGGCUAAUGUAGUUUUGAAUCAAGAAUCAUCUUUCAAGUCUUCUAGUCCAAAACAAGUCCAUUCACCUGUUUUGCUGCCUUUUAAUGGAGCUACUAAGCAAGAGCCAUUCUAUGAGACUGUCAUCCCGAAAGUGAAAUUGCACAAUGGAGUUGAAAAUUUCCCUCAUGAUGACACGGUAACUAAGAAACUGGAGCCUAUCACAAGUUUCAAAAACGUGGAAGAGUUCAGAUCAGUUAUGAUUAUGGAUGAGAUGAAGGCAGCUCUCCCAAAGGAUGAGAAGUCUUACCUAGUCAAGGUCAAGGAUGAGGUGAACCCGGUGAAAGAUUUAGACGAGACAAAUUUAAAGCUUAUGAAAGAUAUUGAGGAAUUGAAAUCAAAGAUUAGUGCAAUGGAUUCUGAGCUAGUUAAGGUCAGUACUGCAUUUAUAUUUGAAGAAGAAGAAGAAGAAAAGGGAAGAAGAAAGAGAGAACGUGAAAGAAGAAGAAAAUGGAAGAAGAAGAAGAACAACGUGAAGAGAGAAGCAGGAGAGAAAAAGAAGAAAGAGAAGAAAAAUAGGAAAAGAAAAAUAGGAUGA